CUUCCUGAAGACUCGAAACUUACGACAUCUAACAAAAGGAACUCAGUCAGUUGUUUGCAGCCCGUCAUUUCAGUAUGCCGGCCACUCUCUCCGUGUUCGCCUCCCUCGUCAAGAGCUUCCGCCAGGUGGUUGACAGGUAUCCCGUGACUCGAGGGAUGGUGACCUACUCAAUAUUGUGGCCGUCAGGGAACCUCCUGCAGCAGGGCCUUGACGGAUCACGGGAGGUGUGGGACUUUCGGGAGGCAGCGCGCUACGGCCUCUACGGCAGCCUGGUGACGGCGCCCCUGAUCCACUACUGGCUGCAACUGCUGAACCGUUUCCUGCCUGGUGCCUCCUUCUACCACGCCUUCGCUAAGGGAUACGUGGACCAGCUGGUGUUCGCGCCCUUCAAUAUCUCGCAGUUCUUCCUGGGAAUGUCGUUGGUGGAGGGCCGUCCACUGGAUGAGGCGCUUGAUGAGUGGGACCGAAAAUUCUUUUCCACGUGGAUGAUCAGCUUGUCGGUGUGGCCGCUGAUCCAGAGCAUCAACUUCAGCUUGGUGCCAGCCAAGAACAGGGUGAUGGCCAUCUCAUGCGGCUCUUUCCUUUGGAUGGUGUUCCUCUCCUACAUGCAACACACCAAGGCCGAUGACUUACCGCAAGGACUCUCAAAACGCCGGGUGCACUACGACUACCACGAGGGUCCCAGGGAGGUGUUUGGUUACAGGCCGUCUACGUGGAACUGUUCGGGGCUGGACGCGGUCAUGGCCAUGGCGUCCCACCAAGGGAACAGAACGAUGCUUUCAUGCAUGGGGACUGACGAAGAAUCAGGGUCUCGGGGUAACACUGGCAGCCUUGUGCGCCAAGCAAACUUUUGUUGAUAUUUUAUCCGUCCAUGGUAAGAUAUACUACUCCUCUCGAAAUAUUCACUGUCAACAACUGUUUCCUCGCCUCACACCUUCCUACUUUCACAUUUUCUUUUCUGAAAACUACGUUUGCCUCACAUCUUCGCGGUUCUCCUCUCAGCAAGGAAAGGACCGUGCCAUCGAAUAAAAACCCAUUCCCACAUUCCCAACUUUGAUCUCGAACCACUGCUACCUUGGGAUAGUAGAAAAUAUAGACAAAUCACUAGGAAGUUUGAGUUCGGUAAGGCUAUACUCGAAAAAUUUACUCUCAGUUCGAAAGAAAUGUAGCUGUCAAAGUUAUUAUUAUUUUUUUUUUAAUCCUGCUCGGACAAAAAAGAUCAUAGUAUUUCGUAAAUUAUUCAUAAGUAGGGCACUGCGAUUCAUAGGAUAAAAUAUUUCAUGCGUAAUAGAUCGUGGAUUUAAAAAAAAGUACCGAUUCCUAGGACUAGCAUAUGAAUUUCCAUGAUCUGUUACGAUCACCGUCACGAUUAAUUAUAAUGAUUAUAGAUUUUUUUUUUUUUUUCGGAGAGAAUCUCUCUCUCUCUCUCUCUCUCUCUCUCUCUCUCUCUCUCUCUCUCUCUCUCUCUCUCUCUCUCUCUCUCUCUCUCUCUCUCUCUCUCGACUUGCUACAAAGUUGCUACGAUGUGCUGCGGUAUAACUAUACCUUUUUCCGAGCUGUCAUGAUUUCAGCUCACGGUUAGUCAUUAUAUAGCUGUAUAAUAGACCUCCGCCUAUCACUUGUGCCCAAAGUCCAGUGCCGGUUUUGAAGGUGACACCACAGAAACCUUAAGCUGCCAAGCAUGGACCAAAGGCCAACUCACUUUAGUUUGAGCAAUCUCAGCUUACGUAUUUCUCUGGCCACGUCUGAGCGAGGUGUGGUCAUAAUCUCAAAGACCAUUCUUAAUAUUUAUAAGGCUGGUGACAUCCUACCGUGGUCAGCUUAUUCGUUAUUAGUAGUACUAAAUUACCUUGUGACUGUAUUUCAAACAAGUCAAAUAAAGUUGUGUAAAUUUAAUAAACAAGUGAAUUUGUA
Messenger RNA from Scylla paramamosain (green mud crab), 1914 nucleotides. Its product is annotated as PXMP2/4 family protein 4-like. Gene Ontology annotation, biological process: cellular response to reactive oxygen species. The coding region runs from base 75 to 857 and encodes 260 amino acids. Gene Ontology annotation, cellular component: membrane; cytoplasm; mitochondrion. The record is from RefSeq and is a predicted model, not a curated record. The transcript is spliced from 5 exons. Lineage: Eukaryota; Metazoa; Arthropoda; Malacostraca; Decapoda; Portunidae.